AUGCCGCAGCAGUCCGAAGCAAAGCUUCUCAGAGAGCUGACCGAAGUCCCUGCCGCCUGGCCUCUGGCGACCGUCAUCGACGCCUUCCUCGACUUGGCUCGUGGUCUAGCUGAGCCGGCCCGAGCUCGCGAGGUGGUGGGCCGUCGGCUCGUGGAGCUCUGGGCCGCGCAGCCGGCGGAGGCCGAGGCCUGGCUCGAGCACUUCGGAGAGCUGAAGACGGCGACGAGGCAGGAGAGGCUCUGCGAGGCGCUGCUCCGGCACGUGGCGGCCGAGUGGGGGAAGUACUGGGGCAGCGACUGGCGCUUCUCCGAGGCGGGGCUCCUUCGAGGCGAGCUCCGCUCAGCAGCGGAGCGGGAGCAAAACGCGGCUUUUUACCUGCAGCAUCAACUCCCCCGCGCUCGCUGCCGGGAGCUCGCGGAGCGGCUCGUGGCGGCGGAGAGCUCGGAGACGGCGCGGAAGCGUCAGAAGCUCGAGGAGGAGCCUUCCGAGCGCCGGCGCCUCGAAGAGGAGCUCCAAACAUCGCAGAAUCGCCUGGCUGUGGCGGAGGCGGAGGUGUCCAGCAAGGACGCGGAGCUCCAAGCCGCGCAGAGCGACAGUGCAGGUCUCAAAGAGCAAUGCAAAGAGCUCGCAACUCGUGCUGCAGUUGCGGAGUCAGCCGUGGCAGAGAUUCGGCAGGAGCUCCGGCAGUUGCAGGAGGAACAUAGCAAGUGCCAGGAGCAUUGCCAGGAGCUUGCGAAUCGCUUGGAAGCGGCGGAGGCAGACGCUUCCAAGCAUGCCCAGACCAAGGAGCUUCUGGCGAAGCUCCAGUCCCAUGCCGCCGAGAAGCAGUUGGAGGUGCAGCGGCUGCAAGAGGAGAGUCGCGGCUACCCGGAAUGUAUGUCGUCAGAAGAGGCCAAAAGCAAGAUGGAGCUGCAGCUUGAGAAGGCGGUGCUGUUGGAGCGGUGCGAGCAGCUCCGUCAGCAGCUCGCCAAAGCAGAAGGAAAGUUGGGUCAGAUGCAGGUCUUGUGGGAAGAGAAGGCCACUUACAAGGAGCGUUGCCGCCAGCUGGAGCGCCAGCUGGCCGAGGCGAAACCACCACCAGCCGCCGUUAGCCCUCCCGUCCAGGCCACACUCACCCGCCAAGGCCAAGCACCCAGCGACGAUGCGGCUUCCAGCGCGGAGUCAGAUCUGACCGAGUACAUUCUGGUGGACGACGGCAUAACCUUGGCCUCCUCCUCCUCCUCCGUCUUGAGCCACUCCUCUUGGUUUUCCGUGAAGCCCGACUGCUUCAUGUCCGAUGCCAUCUUCAAGACCCGCAGCUCCAGCGUCGACUUCUACCUGAUGGGCCGGGAUCUCCGGAAAGGGUCGCAGGUGGUGGCCGGGGACGACGAGACCAUUAUGGAGGUCUGCGAGGCCCCCGUUCUGUGCCAAGCCAAGGAGAUCGUCCGCUUGCAGGCCGGUGGUGCGACGCUGAGGGUCACGGCAGACCAUCCUGUGCAGAUCCCACCAGAGGAGGGUCCAAAAAAAGGUGGAGAGGGUGGAGGCAGCUGCCGCUAUGCCCCAGCAGGAAGCCUGAAGCCGGGUGCCUUGGUCAUGCUCGAUUCCGGGGAGCCCGCGGCCCUCACGGGCGUCGCGUCAGAAACUGGCGACUUUGAGGUGCUGAAACUCGCAUUCAAGCCGAACCGGUCCGUGGCCGUGUUUUCGUGCCCUCCAAGCAUCCUCAGCAAGGGCGCCAACAGCAAGCCGGCAAUCCGCCGUGCAAAGAUGGGGCAGCGCCGAGGUCAGGGUUCGACGGCCGAGGAGAAUGCAGAUGAAGGAAGAGCCUCCAUGCCGAACACGGCUGGAACAUCGACGGAGAUACUGCUGAGGGGCAUGUAG
Molecule: messenger RNA, 1857 nt
Organism: Symbiodinium sp. CCMP2592
Lineage: Eukaryota; Dinophyceae; Suessiales; Symbiodiniaceae
Source: the annotation of a GenBank genome assembly